CACGGCUUGCUCGCUUCUGAGUUGUUGGCUUCUGUCCUCUCAAUUCUGGCUUUAUACAUUUACUCGUUCUGCACACUCACGACCGCAGCCAGAAUUGGCCGUGGUAGUCGCAGAUGAAGCUUUUCGUCGUUGUCGCGUUUCUUGCUGUGCUGGUUAGUGUAGUUUCAGCAUGGACCAAAGAGGACCAUGAAAUAUUUGAUCUAGUCACUGCUCUUGAAGCGGCUGAGGGCAGGGGCACCACAUUCUACUCUUGGUUGGAUGUGCCUUCAACGGCGACCCUUGUCCAGAUUAAUAAGGCGUACAGGAAGAAAAGCAUGCAACUCCAUCCAGACAAAAAUCCUGGUGUGAAGGGUAUCCAUGAACGAUUUGCGCGACUGGGAAUUAUUGCAAGUAUUUUGAAAAAUACCGAGGGACGCAAGCGAUACGACUUCUUCUACAAAAAUGGUGUACCCAAAUGGAGAGGCACGGGCUAUUACUAUGCACGAUUCAGACCAGGUCUAGGGACUGUCCUGGUAUUCCUCACCAUCCUCACGUCUGGGCUUCAAUAUCUUGUACAGACAAUGAAUUACAAACGGGACCUGCGGCGCGUGGAGCAGACAAUACGGGACGCCAGACUUGCGGCUUGGGGCCCAAAGAUGGAACCACUCCAAGGAAAACGGAAGGUUAAGGUCAACCUUGGAGGUGGCCCUCGUCAAGAUGAAAAUGGCAAUGUUAUUGCCGGGAAAAUGCUCGAUAUGGUCGUAGAACAAGACAACGUAUACAUUCUGGAUCCCUCGGGUGUUAUGCAUCUCCUGGAUACAAGUUCAGCAACUCCUGCGGCCAUUUCAAGAACAUGGUUCAUCGAGCUGUUGGUCAGCAACACCCGUAAAGUCUUCUACUCCAAAGAAAAGUCCCAAAAGGAAGUAGAUAAGCAGCAAAGCCCCCCCACUGUUGAUAGACCUGACUCGCCUGCGAGUGGAUCUGCCACGCAUAGUGGAGCAAGUGAGGGUGAGGAACCCCUGCAGGCAGGCUACACUGCAGCAGUAAAAGCUGGUGGGAGAAGAAGAAAGGCGGUGAGGAAGCGGUGACCACAUGAAGUUAUUCUUCGGGACACCGUGCGGGGAUUUAGAGUUAUGGUAUAUGGUACCAGCUUUGCUAAUUACAGUUUAGAUGAAUGUUUUCAUUGAUCCCGUGGUGAAAGGUCAUGUGGUUCCGUCUGACAUUUAUGUAGCUCACUAGUUACUGGUGUUUUCAUGGCACCAACGCUGUUGGCAAGCGACCAUUACAUUCAACAGAGGCCGCA
This is a messenger RNA of Suillus clintonianus, 1282 nucleotides long. RefSeq names its product DnaJ-domain-containing protein. The transcript is spliced from 9 exons. Gene Ontology annotation, cellular component: endomembrane system. The coding region runs from base 114 to 1067 and encodes 317 amino acids. The record is from RefSeq and is a predicted model, not a curated record. Lineage: Eukaryota; Fungi; Basidiomycota; Agaricomycetes; Boletales; Suillaceae.